GAGUGGCUGGCACCAUCGAUGCUCUAGGAGUAGGAAUCUCGAGAGAAAGCUACCGUAUCUCGCGUUCUUCUUUAUGGCCUACAUACUGCUAUCGGAUAAAUAUGGCAAGAAGAGAGGUUCAAGCCGUUUGGUCUCAAAAGGAGAAAUUGUAGAACGAAUCCCAGGAAAUUCUUUUGAUGGUUCAAGGCAGAACCAUAACUACAGAGUUGUUUCUGAUCCUGAUACUACAUUUUGCGUCCAGCAAUUAUUCAAUGAAGUAGAUCAAUUAGAGAGAAAUGAAGCCAACUACUUACGAGCCAUAAAAGACCCACUUAUUAGAAUACGUGAAUAUGAAAACAAGACAAGGUUAAAUGAGAUGCUAGAUCUCAGCGUACACGAUGUCGUCAUAGUGAAUAAUGGCAAUGGUGGGGUGUCGGUCCCGGUUCAUGGCCGGAUAGAAUAUAUUGGUCCUUGGAGAGAUCAUCAAAAAGGAACAUUCUUUGGAAUCAAUAUUGCAUUAGAUAGCAGAUAUAAAGGAAAGGGAACAAGUAAUGGCAGUCCUCAUUUUAGCUGUGAUACUAAUGAUGCUAUAUAUGUUGCUAUGGAUAAAAUAAUAAAGAGAUCUACUUAUGGAGAUCAUCAAUUUAAUGUUAAGCCAUCUGAUGAUACAUCAACGCCAACCCUUAGACGGACCGAAAGCAGUAAGUUUAAGAUGGAUGUACGUGUUGUUCUCCAGUCUUUAAAUGACAAAGUAAUCCAUGGAACUGUAAGAUGGACUGGACCAAUAAUACUUCAGGGACAGACUAUCACUGCUGUUGGAAUAGAAACAGAUGAAGCGAUUAAUGCUACGAAAGAUUUUCCAGAUCUACAUAUACCAAGUUGUACCAGUGGGCUACAACACUUCACAGUUGCUCCUCCUCAUGGUAAAAUAUAUCUUCCUGAGCAGAUGGUAGUCUAUCCUGAAGAUCACAAAGAAAAAAUUGAAAGAAGCAUCGAGUUAACCAAAAUUGCUAGUAACUAUGACAUUGAUGUAUUCUCUUUAUGUGCCCAGGAUCAUCUUUUGGAAGAAGCAUCUAAAGCCACUAAGAUACCUGACCAGCAGAUGGCAAAAGCAUCAAAACUUGAUGUAAAUGAAGAUAAGAGAAAGGCAGCAGAGUUUGGGAUUUCUCUGAGAGAGUAUCAAGCUCAGCAGAGGCUGUUCAAUGAACAUUCACCAAAAGAGACUGAUAAACCAUUACAAACAAAAACUUUGCCCCCAUAUAUGCGUUCUGUAUCUCGUGACAGACACUUUGACAAGCGGAAAUCUGCUGGCGUUAUACCAUCACAGCAACUAAAUUAUGAAACUACUGAAGAAAACAGGCAGCUUAAAGCAGUUCAAGAAGAGCAACGACGCAGAAUCCAGCAAUUAGAAAAAGAAAAAUCCGACAUAACACAAGCAAAACAAGACUUGGAACAACGUUUUGAUCAGAUGAGAGCAGAGCUAGAUGAGGUUUCAAUGCAAAAAAGUGAACUAGAAACUCAAGUUCGAUAUUACCGGCAGCAAUUAACAGAAGGACCAUCACUACCAGGCAAGGAACCUUGGGAGAUUGAUCGCAGGGACAUUCAAGUGACAAACCAGAAGUUAGGACAUGGAGGGUGGGGAGAAGUUUACGUAGGAAUAUAUUUUAAGCAACAAGUUGCUGUUAAGAAAUUGCACACUAGCAUAGAGGAGCAUUUUACUAGCACAAUUAUAGAAGAAAUAAAGACCAUGUCUAAGUUGUGUCAUCCUAAUCUUCUUCAGUUUAUUGGAGCUGUAUUUGUCAAUGAUGGCCCCGAGUCAGGCUCUAAAAUGCUUAUUACAGAAAUAAUGGAUAUGUCCUUAAGAGCUGCUUAUGAAAGGCGUAUAUUGACUCCGGCAGACAGAGAUAUUAUUCUUAGAAUAAUGCAUGAUGUAGCUGUUGGUUUAAAUUACUUGCAUUCUCUACCAGAUCCUAUCAUCCAUCGUGAUGUCAGCAGUGCUAAUGUUCUCCUUGAAUCAAAGGGCAGUAAUAAAUGGAAAACCAAGAUCUCAGAUUUUGGAUCAGCCAAGCAAUCACGUCAGGCUUAUUCAAGAGGUGCAGGAGCAAUGGUUUAUAGUGCUCCAGAGUCAUUCCCACAAGGUUGGAAAGAGCAGAGAAAGAGACAAACAACAAAAAUGGAUGUUUACAGUUAUGGGAUUUUACUCUGUGAAGUGCUUUUGUGCCAAUUCCCGGAUGAACAGCAAUAUCAUGAUAAUUUAAUUGAUCAAAUCGAUGAUUUUCGUUUACAAUGUCUGAUUGACUCGUGUGUAUCAACAGAGCCAGAGAAACGUCCAUCAAUGAAUAAUAUAUUAAAAGAAUUGGAUCAUUAUCUUUUAUUAUAGAGCUAUAGUGUAUAAGUUUUUUGUCAUUAAUUUUUUAUUUCUUAGUCAGUUGAUUAAUCAGAAGCAAGCAUCACUAAGUACUGGUAGUACCUCAAACAUCAUAAUUAUCAUUUUAACAGGAAAUGAAUAUAAUCUACAUACAAUUUAUCUUUUUUUCAUAAGCAUGUUUUCGUUUGUUAUACUGCUAUAAACUUCA
This is a messenger RNA of Amphimedon queenslandica, 2555 nucleotides long. RefSeq lists its product as uncharacterized. Gene Ontology annotation, molecular function: protein kinase activity; ATP binding. The record is from RefSeq and is a predicted model, not a curated record. NCBI's taxonomy places the organism in Eukaryota, Metazoa, Porifera, Demospongiae, Haplosclerida, Niphatidae. The coding region runs from base 74 to 2359 and encodes 761 amino acids. Gene Ontology annotation, biological process: necroptotic signaling pathway; protein phosphorylation. The transcript has 4 exons.